Molecule: messenger RNA, 1046 nt
Organism: Xiphophorus hellerii (green swordtail)
Lineage: Eukaryota; Metazoa; Chordata; Actinopteri; Cyprinodontiformes; Poeciliidae
Gene: mtrfr
Product: mitochondrial translation release factor in rescue
Exons: 2
Coding region: 129-638 (169 amino acids)
Biological process (GO): translational termination
Cellular component (GO): mitochondrion
Molecular function (GO): translation release factor activity
Source: RefSeq, a predicted model, not a curated record
AUUGGACCCCUAUUAAAAUAAACAAAGCGGAAGGUCGAGCUUCACAGUGAGGUUUGGAGGCUGCCCCCUCUUCGGUCUGGAAACUGGAAAGUUUUAGUUUUGCUGCUGAUUGUGUAAAUUGCAAUGUGAUGUCAUCCCUUCUCCCGUUCACCAGCAGCUUACUGGGAGCAUCCAGGCGGCUCAUGUGGAAAAAUACUCCUGGUCUCUCUCCUCUGCUCAAACUGACCCCGCCUGCACCCUCAUGGGUUGCGGCUUUUGGUAAGAAGGACCUGCCGGAUCUCCCAGUCCUGUUGGAGGAAGAGCUGGAAGAGCAGUUUGUGAGGGGAUCCGGGCCAGGAGGACAAGCUACUAACAAAACCAGCAACUGUGUAGUGCUCAAACACAUCCCCACCGGGAUUGUAGUGAAGUGUCAUCAGACCAGAUCUGUGGAUAUAAACCGAAAGCGUGCCCGGGAUAUAAUGAGGGAGAAACUUGAUGUGGCGUAUAAGGGUGAACUCAGUGAGUUGGUGGUGAAGAAGAAAGAAUCUGUGUUGAGGAAACAAGAAAAACGGAAGAGAGUGAAUGAGAAUUUGGAGAGGAAAAGACUUUUUAAUGAAGCCUUGGCUGUAGACAAUAAACCUGGAGAUGACAACGCGUAAAAUGUUUGUGGGGAUAGUCCAUUGUAGGGGUGCACCGAUUUAUCGACCCCAAGCUUCUUAAUUUUAGGAGAUCUGUGAUCGGCUGAUAUUGUAUGUGAAGUCUGUCUUAUCCACUGAUCUUAUUUGCCUCAGCAAAUGUCCGAAAAUCAACUACUGUCAUCUGUUGCUCUGAUGUGAGAGAGGGUUGACUGAUAGAUCAGCCCACCAGGUCAUUUCUGCAUGUUUACAGUUAAAAAUAGUCAACCCACUGUUCCCACGUGAGUGACUUUCUUCCUAUAUUUAGCUAUAUCGGCCAGAUCAGGCUUUUUAGAGAUCAGUAAACUGUGAUCAGCCAGAAAACUCCAAUCGGUGAAUCCCCUAGUCCAUUGUAAUCUUGAAAUAAACAGUUUAUUCUUUCUGAAAAAUUUA